AUGAAAAGAAAGAUAGAUGAAGUUAGUUCAGGAGAGCAAUCGCUACAUAAGAUUGAGAAAGGUGCCAAAAAACUAGUUUCCAAAGUUUUGAAUGCCACCACACUAGAGUUUGAGUUACUUGAGCGUGUAAACAAUUUUCUGAAAGACAACAGAGACACGGAAGGAAUCGAGGCUUUGAAUAACUUCAAAUUUGUUGCAAAGUUCUUAAUAGAAUAUACCGCAACUUUGUCUGACAAAGAUAGAUUGAUCUACGAUAUUCUAACUUGCUUGGAACGCGUUCAUGAGGUUAAUUUGAGCCCUAUGUUCCCGCUAGUUUGGGGAGAAAAAAGCAAAGAGCACUAUGAAAACCUUGAAAAUCUUGGUAGUACACUUCAUAAAAUAGCGACAUCUGAAAUUCUUGACUAUAUCGACCCUUCUCUUAUGUGGAGGACGGUUAGAUUUUGUUCACUUCCCGAACGGAAAGACAUCUACGAUGUCCGUUUCAUUUUACAGCUGAUGGCUAAUAUUGAGCAUGUUGGAACAGAUAUCGAUUGUCGAAAAUUCAUCGAAUCCAAUUGCUUAUCAGUGAUGUUUGCUGCUACUAGUCAUCUAGACUCCGAUGUACGAAAGCUAGCGUAUUACAGUCUUCAAAAGUUUCUCAAUAUUUUACUGCAAGUUCAAGAAUCAGAGGUCGAGAAAAAUUUUCCUGAAAGACCCAUAUUUGUUUAUAUUCUGAGGCAAUUCAAGCAGAGCUUUGACGACAUUGGAGUACGCACUGUGCAUAUUAUCAGUCAUUUUUUAGCCAAAGUGUGCAAGCUUGUUCUAUAUCCAGACAAUGAUGUUUAUACCUCCGUUUUGUCUUUUCUUUGUUUGAAGCCCAAGAUUGAUCUGGAUACGGUGCCGGAAUUUUAUAAGCUGUUGCUUUCAACUAGUCCAGAGAAAUACAAGGUUGAACGGGAGUGGGUACUAGGUUAUCUCAAUGAAGCAAUAUUAGAUUCAGCGGAUUAUAACACUCUACAAAACAGAUCUGGCAUAAAGCUACUUCAAGGAUUGUUUAGUUCUUGCAUAUGUGAUCAAACUGCACGAAAGUACAUUCUUCAAAUUUUCAAGGCUUGUGCGAAUAUCCCAUCUUCCGCACAAGAUCUGUUUAUCCGACAGAACUUACACUCCUGGAUUGUAACAGCAAUAAAUUUACCUCAUCUAACUCGGUGGGAAAGAGUUUUCUUAGCUGAAAUAUAUAUCAUUGUGGUGACAGCUAUUAAAGAUAACCUCAGCAACCAAACUAAUGCAAUAACUUUCAAAAUUCAAGCUGACCUAACCGGCACGAUCAUAUGCGAAGUUUUGAAACCUCUAGUAGAGAUGGAGGCUCGUGCUCAAGAGAGAAUCCAUGCGAUUGAGAAUUUACUGAAUGCCGAAUGGGUGGUUAACCAACCAGCAUCGGUUUAA
Auanema sp. JU1783 is the source of this 1425-nucleotide messenger RNA. NCBI's taxonomy places the organism in Eukaryota, Metazoa, Nematoda, Chromadorea, Rhabditida, Rhabditidae. The record is from the annotation of a GenBank genome assembly.